Sugiyamaella lignohabitans is the source of this 387-nucleotide messenger RNA. It is a transcript of the gene NHP6B, whose product is annotated as Nhp6bp. The transcript has a single exon. The record is from RefSeq and is a predicted model, not a curated record. NCBI's taxonomy places the organism in Eukaryota, Fungi, Ascomycota, Dipodascomycetes, Dipodascales, Trichomonascaceae. Bases 1 to 387 code for a protein of 128 amino acids.
AUGUUUGGUCAGUUAACACGCGGUGCAAUGGCGCUUCCUGCUGUUCGCCCUCUGGCACUUGCCACGUCUGCUGUCAGCAUGCGAACGCCAGGUCUGAUUGCUAAUGCUCACUCCAAAGCUUCUGGCGACGACAAAGUCAAGCGGAAGAAGAAGGAUCCCAAUGCCCCGAAACGAGCCUCUUCUGCCUACAUGUUUUUUGUCAAGGCCAAUCGCGACGAAGUUCUCAGUGAGAACCCCGGCAUAACGUUCGGAGAAACUGGCAGAGCUCUUGGCAAGAAAUGGAACAAUCUCAGCAGCGCCGAAAAAGCUCCCUACGAGGAAAAGGCAAACGAAGACAAGAUCCGUUACCAAGAAGCCAAAGCUGCCUACGACGCCAGCAAAGCCUAA